Brienomyrus brachyistius is the source of this 3997-nucleotide messenger RNA. RefSeq names its product LIM domain-binding protein 2-like. Gene Ontology annotation, cellular component: nucleus; transcription regulator complex. The transcript has 10 exons. NCBI's taxonomy places the organism in Eukaryota, Metazoa, Chordata, Actinopteri, Osteoglossiformes, Mormyridae. Gene Ontology annotation, molecular function: LIM domain binding. Bases 113 to 1303 code for a protein of 396 amino acids. The record is from RefSeq and is a predicted model, not a curated record. Gene Ontology annotation, biological process: negative regulation of transcription by RNA polymerase II; positive regulation of transcription by RNA polymerase II; nervous system development.
AUGUGGCUGCAUUCGUAGCGGUGAGCUUACAGUGCACGGAGCGGUGCGGUCCAUGUGCUCUGCAUGGAUGGUAAUAUCGCGCUGUGCAACUUAAACCACGGUAGCAGACAAGAUGUCCAACGCACCCCACGACCCGUUCUAUUCCUCUCCAUUUGGACCUUUCUACAGAAGGCAUUCUCCCUACAUGGUACAGCCAGAAUAUCGCAUCUACGAAAUGAACAAACGGCUCCAGUCGCGCUCAGAGGAAAGUGACAACCUGUGGUGGGAUGCUUUUUCUACGGAGUUUUUUGAAGAUGAUGCCACUUUAACGCUUUCAUUUUGCCUGGAAGAUGGACCAAAGAGAUACACCAGUGGGAGGACGCUCAUUCCCUCGCAUAUUUCAGCACUGUGUUUCGAAGGCGGCGUCACCGACUUGUAUUACAUCCUCAAACACUCCAAGGAGUCCUUCCAUAACUCAUCCAUCACUGUGGACUGUGAUCAAUGCACCAUGGUCACUCAGCAUGGAAAACCGAUGUUUACAAAGGUUUGUACAGAAGGGCGUCUGAUUCUCGAGUUCACCUUUGACGACCUUAUGAGGAUCAAGACAUGGCAUUUUACAAUCAGGCAGUACAGGGAACUAGUCCCCCGCAGCAUUCUGGCUGUGCACGCACAAGACCCUCAGGUGCUGGAGCAGCUGUCGAAGAACAUCACCCGAGUGGGUCUGACCAACUUCACCCUAAACUACCUCAGGCUGUGUGUCAUACUGGAGCCUAUGCAGGAGCUGAUGUCCAGGCAUAAAACCUACAAUCUCAGCCCACGGGACUGCCUGAAGACCUGCCUGUUCCAGAAAUGGCAAAGGAUGGUGGCCCCACCAGCAGGACACCCACAGAACUUCAAAACGGAAAUUUUCCCUACAAAUCUCAAAAAAGCAGAACCGACAAGACAGACGGCAACGAAGCGACGGAAAAGGAAGAAUUCGGCCAGCAGCGCAUCCAACAGCAGCACGGGGAAUGCCGGCGGCAAGAAGCGCAGCCCGGCCAGCAACUUCACCCUCUCCAGCCAGCAGCAUCAGGAUCCUGUCCAAAUGAAAAAAGAUGUGAUGGUAGUCGGAGAGCCCACAUUGAUGGGCGGGGAGUUCGGAGACGAGGACGAGCGGCUGAUCACGCGGCUGGAGAACACGCAGUAUGACGCAGCCAACGGCAUCGACGACGAGGAUGACUUCAGUGGCUCCCCAGCGCUUGGCAACAACAGCCCCUGGAGCAGCAAACCCUCCAGCGGGCAGGACGCCAAACCGGAGACCGCAGCAGCCCAACCCUCGCAGUAAGGUCAUGGCCAUGCCCUCUGACCUCAUGCUGCACUCGAUGGGUUCCCAAGGUGCAGUACCCAUCCCAGGCACAAGGGGGCAGCAGCCAGUACUUACCAGCUAUUGUUUUUGUCCUCUCCCUGGAACAGAGCGAGGAGAAACCUCAAUAUGAAUACUACAAAACAAUGUCUUGCGUACACACAUGCACGUGUGCUGGAACAAGAACAACACGCUAUACAUAUAUAUCUGAGGCCACCUGAUUGCCUCCCUUGUUACCAGCAGGAACCAGCAGUCUGGAUGGCCUGGCCAACACAAGACUUGCUGAUCAACACCGGCCUCGCUAUCUCUGACAAAUUUAAAAAGAAAAAAAAGCUUUAAAGGCUCCUGUCUGGCAGUCUGUGACUUUUAAAGGGAUCUACCCACGAGUUUGCUUUAACCCGGAUGGGAAGUUUGAAAACGAUGAGUUUGAGAACGCCGCAUUUGUUUCAGCAUAUUUGCAUUUGCAUUGCAAAGCGAAUCUUUUAUUCCAAAACAAACAAAAGUGAGUCAUCUUUUGUUAUGUUCCUCCAUUUGCGUUUUUUUUUUGUCUGGAAUUGCCUUUUAAAGCACUGCACCGUGGCACUAAUUGUUUUCUACAGACCAGUUAAUUUUGUUUCACGUUUGUUUGUUAUCGUUAGCCUCAUCAUCAAGCCUACCUGUUACUAUCAGGUUGUAAAUUAAGUGUGAGUGAGAAAAUGAUGCUGAAUAUGAAGCUCCAAGUUAUUUCUAUAGUUUUAGAAACUCUGAUUAUGUGAAGUAGUCUUUUAAGAUAUCGACUCCCAAACUGAAUAACACACUGGACAAAACACUUAAAAAUCUGAUUUUUUUUUUAUUUCGUUUGCUGAAGUUUUGCCAUAGUCAUUUAUGUUUGAUUAUGUGUAAAUACCAAAAGUCUUAAUUUGGGCAUAGUGUGUCCUUCUUUGGCUUUACCUCCUGCUUACACUGAUGCCUCACUAACCCCUUUCUGAUCAUUUUUAAUAGAAAAUAUCACAUAAUUGUGCUCCACUAUUCCACUGGGAUGCUCUAACUGGUGAUUCUAAAAGACCCCUCUGUCAUUCCCUGUACUUGUGAUCUUGUUAAGGUCAAAGCUCUCUGAAAGCCACUCUUCCCAAGUUACAUUUUGCAAACCAAAGCUGUUCCCAUUAGAAAAAAACUGCUCCAGUGACUUUCAAUAGCACAGCAUGUAUAAUGCUCAUAUUAAUAUGUUUUUUUUUCUUAUUGUCAUUGUUAUGGAUCCAAAAACAACUUCCAGUCUUGGGUGAACUUGUAUAUCGAACAGCAAAUGGAGAAACUGGGAGUGGAUGUUUGAAGAUUUUUGAGUUUGUAUGGUUGGCGUUUGUUAUGUGACUUUGUGUCAGAUGGAUGUUCCAGCACAGUGAAUUUGGAGCAGGGACUCGUAAGGCUGUUCUGUGUGAAGUUUGCUUCUCACCAGCUGUGUGGGAGUGAUUUGUACUCCCCUGUUUGUUUAUUUCUCCCCUUAUAUUUCCCAAAUCCUCCUUCAUCUGCUUGAGUUCUGCUCCGUGUUGAACUACUGAGCUCAUUAUCAGUCUGGGGCCUGUAUAUUUUCUCUCUCUCUUUUUUUUUGAGAAUAUUUAUAUAUUUUCCAAAAUAUAUUUUAGAGCCGUGCUUCUGAACCCGGUCCUCGGGGACCUCCAUACGGACCAUGUUUUCGCUCCUCCCAGCUCCCUGCCAGACGGUCUACAUUUUUGCUCCACCAGAAACUGGUGGGGAACAGAAAAAAACGUGGACUGUCUGGGGGUCCGCGAGGACCGGACUGAGAAACACCGUUUUAAUGGGUUCCUGUGUAUAGAUCCUUCAGCAUCCGAAAAAAAAGUCAGUGCAUGACGGUGUGACCAUACUUAGGAUGCUCUGCACGCCACCGUGAAACACACUGCGUCAUGUGUUCCUCCCUCAGCCCUGCUGCAGCGCCUGAUCCAAUCCCCAGACUGAGACCUGGUGUUAGACACUAGCCUGUCUCUGUGCACAGUCUGCAUGUUGGUGCACAUGCUUUCCAGCCCCUUCAUUACUGGGGCUGCUCUAGAGCACUGAUCCAGCCAUGUGCCUGCCAUCGACAUCAUCUCUUCCACACUGUCUCCAAAUACAUGGCAACAGUCCCACUGUUGCCAGAGAGCCAAUGCAUGUCAGAGGAAUUAAAACAUAUCACUGAAUGUGCCAUUUAAAUCCAUGAACAUUGCUCACAACAGUCAGUCUUAGAUAUUGGAGAUUUUUUUUUUUUGUUAAAUUACAGACAACAAUGCAUUUGUUUUUUAUAAGUACUAUUUUCUGAUACUUGUGUCCAGUAUGGUAUGUUUUUCAGGUUGGGAACACCAUUCAAAGGUCAAAGCUUUGUAAAUAAGCUAAUGAAUCAGACAUCUUAAAGCCAUCGAACCCAUUUCUUAGAGAAUGUGCGGGCUUUUCGUGUUUUUAUCGUACUUAAAUUGACUCUGGUGUUUCUUUGAUCCUAACUGUCAUUAACCUGCCUCAGCUGUCUUCUUUUUAUAACUGUGUAUUUAUGUGUGCAUUUAUAAGAAAGGAAGAACAUUUCUGAAUUUGUUUGGUCCCCGUAUUGAUAUUGUUCAACACAACAUGUAAAAUAUUAGCAAAUAUGUAUGUCAUCUCUGAUGUAUUUUACGUAUGCUUUGCCAUUUUGUGUGCCAAUAAACCACGCUAACCCUA